AUGAAUUCUGUUCAGAGGAGAGGCAGCGAUCAAUGUCGAGCAUGGCGAGCUGUGGUGCCGGGAACGAGGAGGUCGUCUUCGGAGACAAGUUCCGCAACAGAUGCUCGAAGUUCCUGGAAGACAUGUGCUUCAAGAACACCAAAGAAUGUGCAAGUCAUGAACUGUUGGAUCAGAUUUACGACGCUGUGUGCAGCCUGCGAAAAAUGCAAUCAGCAAGCGUCGAUGUGAUCAGAGCAUCCUGUGCAUAUGCGGACUUCAUGUGUAGGUACCAUACGUUCGAGAACAAAGUCAAAGUUGCCCAUUAUACCAGUGUGGGCACAGAGAUUGACAUUCUGUUGGACAGUGCUACCAUGCGCUCGAUGCCUGAUGGUGGAGCUUGCACGAAAGAAGACUCUGAAUUAUUUCAUCUCAAGCUCCUCAAUCCUGAAUUGUACAAGAAACUACAUCCGACUCGUGGACCUUUGCACCCUCUUUUCGAGGAAAUGAUCGCGAUCCUGCUGACAGACCUGAAUCCAUUUUUUCCAUCGCAGCCACGACAUCACAGUACGCUUGUGGCAGCCACCCUGCAAUACAUUGAAGGGUGUCAGUUAGAGCACGAGUACAGCGAGAGUGGGUUUGAGAUCCAGGCUGACACGCCUCACCUUCCUCUAUUUCUACGACACAAAUCUGGAAUUUCAGAAGCGUUUGUUCUCUUCGUCCUUGCUGGGUCUCAUCUGGUUCCAGAAAACUAUGCUUCCGAAGAUGGAAGCUCAGAUCGCCUAUUCUUCUACAACAAGAUAUAUCCGAUGCUCCCAGAGCUCAUUCCAUUCUCCGACCACGUCAACGAUGUUCUGUCUUUUUACAAGGAGUACGAGGAGGAAUACGUGGGAGCGAAUUACAUUUGCACCGUGGCCAAAGCUGAGAACAUCACCCUAUUCGAAGUCCUCGAUCGUCUCAUGAACCAGAUAGUGGAGAUCCGGAAGAAUGUAAUGGCCAUAGCGGAGAGGACCAAUUCUCUGGAGGUCAAGAGAACCGUUGCUCAGUACUUUCAAGGCUAUAUUGCCUGGCACUUUUCUUGGGAGAAGCGUUAUAGGCUUGGGGAGGUCUUUGGUGACGGCUGGUUCCAAGGUAAUCUCAUUUAAUGCGGGCCCAUUCGCAUGACGUUCUAAGAUAUGUUGGACGUAAUCAGUUGCCAAUUCGUGAACGGCAACAUGCAGCUAGCAGUUCUGUAGCAAGAUGCGUGUUAGAAUAAAUUAGCCAGAGAGUUAUAUUCAAUGUCUCUAGCUUCAAAAGCAUAAUCACUGCAGAUUUUACUCUGCCUACCUCUCACACUCACGUAGACAAGAAGACAACUCCAUCAUCAUUGGAUUCCACCUUCUCAGUCACUUGAUACUACACGCUUUACCUUCAAACCAUUCCUGUUUACUUAUUCGAGAACAACUCGUGAAACGCUCUGUAAUCGUAUUGCAUCGUAAAUCAGUUAUUGUGAUCGAUAAGCUCAAGUUAUAUAGUACCAAAAAAGUAGUAUCAGCUCACCAUCUUCGAGUCCCAUCUUCUUCGCUUUGAUAGCAUGUGGAUUUCUGGAUUUUGUUAUCCGAUUCUUAACACUGUUACCUUCAGAGUGUUAAAAAUGGAGUACAUGUUUCCGAUGGCAUGACGAUUGGUUGCACGGGCACGUAUUCAAGUCGUCAAGUUUCUCUUCAAAGCAUGUGGGCGAACGAGUCCGCACUCACCCCUCUAUGUAAUUUGAAAGAAUAUAAUUAAAAGAUAUGAAAUAUAUAAAAAAAUGUCACAAUUAUUUCUGAACUAUUAUUUUCAUCAGAUAAUCCG
Marchantia polymorpha subsp. ruderalis is the source of this 1809-nucleotide messenger RNA. The record is from the annotation of a GenBank genome assembly. NCBI's taxonomy places the organism in Eukaryota, Viridiplantae, Streptophyta, Marchantiopsida, Marchantiales, Marchantiaceae.